AUGAAGCCAGCAUACCAGAAGCUACUCAACAAAGACGUUCUCAUCAUCGGCGGAACGUCGGGCAUGGGAUACGCGGUCGCUGAGGCUAGUCUUGCAUCCGGCGCAGACGUUACAAUUUCGUCCUCGAACCAGACCCGCAUCAACGAGCGGGUCAAACAACUUCAAACCGAUUACCCAUCACGAAGGGUGCAGGGAUUUGUCUGUGACUUGUCACGCGACACCCUCAAAGAAGACAUAGAAGACCUGUUCAAGAAAGUCGGCAAAUUGGACCACAUUGUUUUCACUGCGACGGAACCACCCAAGUUGUUUAGGUACGACGAGUUCACGUUGGAGUAUUGGCGCAAUGCAGGCCAAAUGCGACUUUUUGCGCCCUUUUUUGUUGCGCAGGUGGGAUCCAAGUAUCUGAAUCCUGGACUUGAGUCAUCGAUCGUUUUGACGACGGGAACAUCCUCUGAGAAACCUAUUGCUGGCUGGCCGGUUGUUGCCUCAUACGCAGCCAGCUUGAAAGGUCUUACUAGGUAUUUGGCUUUGGAUUUAAAGCCUAUUCGACCCGGAGGCAAGAAGGGUCUGUUUGAGUGGGUUAAGACUGCCACGGCAUUGGAGAAGAUUGGGAAGCCAGAAGAAAUCGCAGAAUCCUUUCUGUGGUUUAUGAAGGAUACAAAUGUCACCGGUAGUGUCGCGGAGACUAACUCUGGGAUGAAGCUGGUCUAA
Messenger RNA from Penicillium arizonense, 711 nucleotides. RefSeq lists its product as uncharacterized. Gene Ontology annotation, molecular function: oxidoreductase activity. The transcript is spliced from 2 exons. Lineage: Eukaryota; Fungi; Ascomycota; Eurotiomycetes; Eurotiales; Aspergillaceae. The coding region runs from base 1 to 711 and encodes 236 amino acids. The record is from RefSeq and is a predicted model, not a curated record.